AUUUCCGGGUGCUGUAAAACGCGGCGGCAAUUAAAGUUGAGCUUUGGGUCUGAUGGACAAGUGAGAGGACGCGUGUGCCGUGUUCAUGUUCGUCAAUGACAAACGCAGCCGACAUGGCGCUGUCAAAAACUGUGUCCCUUCAACAUUUUCCCAGUGAUUUUGCAUGGGGAACGUCAACAGCUGCGUACCAAAUCGAAGGGGGCUGGGAUUUGGACGGUAAAGGCCCCAGCAUAUGGGACACUUUUUGCCACAGUAAAGGCCGAGUGUUCGAGGGUCACACUGGAGAUGUGGCCUGUAACAGCUACCAGCUUUGGGAUGAGGACCUGAAGUGUAUCCAGCAAUUAGGCCUCACACACUACCGUCUGUCCUUCUCAUGGCCACGGUUGCUUCCUGAUGGAACCACACAUUUUGUCAACCCAAAAGGUGUAGAAUACUAUAAUAAAGUGAUUGAUGACCUGAUCGCGAAUGCUGUUGUUCCCAUGGUCACCCUGAACCACUUUGACUUGCCUCAGGCUCUUCAGGACCAUGGUGGAUGGGAAUCUCCAGAGAUUGCAGAUAUUUUUGACUCGUAUGCUCAGUUUUGCUUUAAAACUUUUGGGGACAGGGUGAAGUUUUGGAUUACACUAAAUGAGCCUUAUGUAUGUGCGAAACUUGGGUAUGAAAAUGGCAUCUUAGCCCCAGGCCUUAAAGAACCAGGGACCUUACUCUACCUUGUAGGACACAACAUGCUGCGUGCUCAUUCUAGAGCCUGGCAUAGCUAUAAUGCCCACUUUAGAGGUCUGCAGGGAGGAAUGGUUUCCAUUGCUCUUAACAGUGACUGGGCUGAACCUUUAGACCCUGGAUGUAGUAAAGAUGUUGCUGCCACUCAGCGAUACAUGGACUUUACCCUUGGCUGGUUUGCUUGCCCAGUGUUUGGCACAGGGGACUAUCCAAAGUCCAUGAGGUUCAGGAUUGAGGCUAAGAACCUUGAGCUAGGAUUUACUAAAGGGCAGCGGUUGCCCAAGUUUUCAGAGGACGAACCCAAGCCCUUGGGUACAGCUGAUUUCUUUGCACUGAACUACUAUACAUCACGCAAAGUGAAGGAUGCAAGCUCUCGUCCCAGUGAGCUCAGUUUCGCAGGGGACCAGGGAACAGAGGCUAUAAUAGAUCCAUCAUGGCCAGUGAGUGGCGCGUACUGGCUUGCUGUUGUGCCCGAAGGACUGCGCAAGCUUUUAAAAUACAUAAAGGAGACUUGCAACAACCCAGUCAUUUAUAUCACUGAAAAUGGCUUCUCGCAAAUUGGGCCUGUGAAGUUCGAAGAUAUUGAUCGCUGCCAGUUUUAUCAGGACACACUUCAGCAAGUAUCCAAAGCGAUCACAGACGAUGGUGUGAAUGUAAAAGGAUAUUUUGCCUGGUCACUUCUGGAUAACCUUGAGUGGUCAGAAGGCUUCAGUGUGAGAUUUGGCCUCUUCCAUGUGGACUUUUCCAGCAGUGAGCUAAAACGCACUAUCUACCGCUCUGGUGAAGAAUAUGCAGCUGUAAUAAAAAGAUACCACACCUAUACCAAGCUGGACAACUGAAAUCACUGAGAUCUACACAUCUGAUUGUUUUAAUGCUGAAUAUCAUUAAGAGCAAUGAAAAUGGCUGAAUUAUAUAUUUUUAAUGAUUCUGAUGGCUGGCUUUGUGGUUUUUAAAUCCAGAAUUUCAAUAAUCCCCCGCUUCACUCACGGUUCGAAUCUCGUGACCCUGGUUUAUUGUGGAAUUGCAUUUGCCACACAACUUGUUUCGCUGAUGAGCCCGGUCUCUUACGCAUAGUACGAUAGACCAAUAACACUUAUAGGGACUUGUUUUUGUGCUUUUAUGUUGAACUAAUGAAAUGUAUUGAAAAUGAUGUAAAAUGUUAGUACAUUAAAUAGUAUUAUUGCGGUUUUUUGUUUAUCGUGGGUGGUUUUGGGACGUAACCGCCGCAAUAGACUAGGGAUUACUGUAUACAAUUUAAACAACAUAAAAACACAUUGCACAUUUGAAUGCACUAUGAAUAGUCUGAAGCACAAAGCUGAGCUAAAACAAGCAUUUUAAUUGUUAUAAUUAUGCUUUUGAGGCACUUUUACAAUGUACAAUAAAUAUGUGCAGAUUCUGAA
This is a messenger RNA of Silurus meridionalis, 2120 nucleotides long. RefSeq names its product glucosidase, beta, acid 3 (gene gba3). Bases 96 to 1559 code for a protein of 487 amino acids. The transcript has 5 exons. Gene Ontology annotation, biological process: carbohydrate metabolic process. The record is from RefSeq and is a predicted model, not a curated record. Lineage: Eukaryota; Metazoa; Chordata; Actinopteri; Siluriformes; Siluridae. Gene Ontology annotation, molecular function: hydrolase activity, hydrolyzing O-glycosyl compounds.